Molecule: messenger RNA, 1809 nt
Organism: Nezara viridula (southern green stink bug)
Lineage: Eukaryota; Metazoa; Arthropoda; Insecta; Hemiptera; Pentatomidae
Source: the annotation of a GenBank genome assembly
AUGAAGUUAGUUCCUUCAAGAGUACCUGUUAUGGAAGAAGUCGACAGGAUAAUCAUUCAUUCCUUAAAAGAUAUUGGCUGUGAUUUAGAUGAAGACAUUCAAGGUUUGGAAGAAUUUUCUACAGAAAUGGUUGUUCAGGCUGCUGCUAGGUGUUUAAAAAUCAUACAACCUGACAUUGAUAUUUCUGACACCUUACCUCAGAAUAUGGCUUCUAGAUUUCAUCUCAGCUGUGCCAUUGCAGAGGCCUGCAAAGGACUGGGUUACAAUGGUGAUGUUGGAUAUCAAACUUUUUUAUAUUCAAACGUUGGAGAUGUUAGGCGUGUAUUUAUGUUCCUUAUUGAAAAACUACCUAGAGAAGUUGAAAAACAACUUGAAAUUGAUGUUGAUCCUGUCUCCAAGUUAAUAACUGACAUAGGUAAAGAAAUAAAGAGGCGUUUAGAUUUAAAAACAUCAGUGAAAAAAAGAGCAAUGCCUUUUUUGUCUGUACCACUUGAAACUGGCAUUAUCACCACAGACACAAAAUUAAAGGAAAGUCCUAAAGAGUGGAAAGAACAUGUCAUCCAUCAUUUACCAUUCCUUACUGAGCAAACAAAAUCUAAUAAUUUUCUGCCUUCUGCAAUUGUAUUGAAUGCCAAAGGUUUACAUAUUAAAAGUGAAGUAAAAUCUACUAAUGCUGCAAAUAAUCAUGUGGACCAAAAUGCUGCUCUGGUAUCUAGUUCUUUAGGAAGUGAAGAUACGUGGCUUACUAUGAUGGAAUCCCUAAUUUUUGGAAAGGAUGAGAGUGCCAAGUCAAGUUCCUUCAACAAUGACAGGAGUGGUGUAGAUAUUGACCAUAAUAGUCCAUCUAGCGUCAGUAAAACCAAUAAUGAUUCAGUUAAUGAAGAAGAGCUGAUUAUAAAUGAAGAUCCUCUCCAAAAUAUCAGAAAAAAUGUUGAAGAACUUCAGAUAAAUAUAAAAGAACAGCAAGUUGUUUUAGAUAAGAUUGAAGAAGAUUGUAAGAGGGAGCUCAUAAUUACUGGUGAAAAAUCUAAUGAAAUUGAGUUCCAUAGAAAAGCUUUGUCUUUACUUCCUCAAGCUGAAGAAAACCUUGGCAAAAUUGAGGAAUCUAUUAAAAAUAUGUCUGAAAAAAUACUAUCAUUAGCAGUGAAAUGGGAAUCUUACAGAAAACCUCUAAUAGAAAAAUAUAUUGGUGUUAAGAGCAAGAUGGCUAAUAAGGAAAGUCAAAAUGAAAAAGAGCACGAUAAAAUGAAGCAAUUGAAAGGAAAAAUUGAUGUGAUUAACCAGCAGUUGGUUGCCAAAAGAGGAAUUAUUGCCCAGCUUGAAGAAGAUUAUGAUAAAUUGCCUAAAAAUAUAAAUAGGUCAGCUUAUACUCGUAGGAUAAUGGAGAUAAUUGGAAAUAUUAAAAAACAAAAAGAUGAAAUUGAAAAAAUUUUAAAAGAUACAAAAUCUCUACAAAAAGAAACUAAUUCAUUGAAUGGGCGCCUUGAAAGGCUUUUUGCUGUUUGUGAAGAAACAAUUUUUAGGAAUACUAAAAAAGAUGAGUUUUCGAAACGAACAUUUAAGCUGUUGACGACUUUGCACUCUGAUUGCACUAUCAUUGGAUCUUUAGUUCUUGAGAUAGGUACUAUAAGUCGAGAAAUAACAGAUCUCAAAGAACAAAUUGAAGUUGAAUCAAGUAAGAAUAUCACAGCAAAUUUGGAAAGGAUUUCAGCUGAUCUUGAACAAAUGAAAGCUGAAAGCAAAUCAAUGACAAAUCAAAUAAAAAAAUUGCAAAGUAUAUCUGAUGUUCAUUCUCAUCCAUUACUAUAA